AUGACGCGCUCAGAAAGCAGGAAGAAGACGAACCAACCAAGCACCAACCAAGCACCAACCAAGAACCAACCAAGCACCAACCAAGCACCAACCAAGAACCAACCAAGAACCAACCAAGCACCAACCAAGCACCAACCAAGAACCAACCAAGCACCAACCAAGCACCAACCAAGAACCAACCAAGCACCAACCAAGAACCAACCAAGCACCAACCAAGCACCAACCAAGAACCAACCAAGCACCAACCAAGCACCAACCAAGAACCAACCAAGCACCAACCAAGCACCAACCAAGAACCAACCAAGAACCAACCAAGCACCAACCAAGCACCAACCAAGAACCAACCAAGCACCAACCAAGCACCAACCAAGAACCAACCAAGCACCAACCAAGCACCAACCAAGAACCAACCAAGCACCAACCAAGCACCAACCAAGAACCAACCAAGAACCAACCAAGCACCAACCAAGCACCAACCAAGAACCAACCAAGCACCAACCAAGCACCAACCAAGAACCAACCAAGCACCAACCAAGAACCAACCAAGCACCAACCAAGCACCAACCAAGAACCAACCAAGCACCAACCAAGAACCAACCAAGAACCAACCAAGAACCAACCAAACACCAACCAAGAACCAACCAAGCACCAACCAAGCACCAACCAAGCACCAACCAAGAACCAACCAAGAACCAACCAAGCACCAACCAAGAACCAACCAAGCACCAACCAAGCACCAACCAAGAACCAACCAAGCACCAACCAAGCACCAACCAAGAACCAACCAAGAACCAACCAAGCACCAACCAAGCACCAACCAAGAACCAACCAAGCACCAACCAAGCACCAACCAAGCACCAACCAAGAACCAACCAAGCACCAACCAAGCACCAACCAAGAACCAACCAAGAACCAACCAAGAACCAACCAAACACCAACCAAGAACCAACCAAGCACCAACCAAGCACCAACCAAGAACCAACCAAGCACCAAGCAAGAACCAAGCAACCAAGCAAGCAAGAAGGCAACAAAGACGUAAGCAUCGAGACAGGGGAUGCUGAGAGCUUCACAAGAACCUCGAAGGUAGAACAAAGAGGGAAAGCUUUAGUGAGUGACGCGCCAGCUUAG
This is a messenger RNA of Penaeus indicus, 1128 nucleotides long. RefSeq lists its product as uncharacterized. The transcript has 2 exons. Gene Ontology annotation, molecular function: microtubule binding; calmodulin binding. Lineage: Eukaryota; Metazoa; Arthropoda; Malacostraca; Decapoda; Penaeidae. The record is from RefSeq and is a predicted model, not a curated record. Bases 1 to 1128 code for a protein of 375 amino acids. Gene Ontology annotation, biological process: microtubule cytoskeleton organization. Gene Ontology annotation, cellular component: microtubule.